Molecule: messenger RNA, 319 nt
Organism: Gilbertella persicaria
Lineage: Eukaryota; Fungi; Mucoromycota; Mucoromycetes; Mucorales; Choanephoraceae
Exons: 1
Coding region: 25-249 (74 amino acids)
Source: RefSeq, a predicted model, not a curated record
UUCCAUUCCUUUUUAUUUCCAAAUAUGAAGUUUGCUCUCUAUCUUGCUAUGUUUAUCGCUGCCCUUAUGGUAGUCUCUGCCGCACCUAGCAAAAAGGCUUGUAAGACCAUCACAGAUGCUCGUGAAAAUGCUGUCUGCAAAAAAUACUGUGGUAACUCUGGUUAUCUCUUGGGUGAAUGUGGUUCUACUGGUAUCUGUAUCUGUAAAAACAAGAAGAAGGCUCCUACCACUGUCACUCGCAAGCAAUAAGAAAUCCUCUAUUAAAAUAAAAAAUCACUUUAAAACUCGGCAUUUUGCUUUUUUUUUUUCUUAAUGUUUU